Musa acuminata AAA Group (dessert banana) is the source of this 568-nucleotide messenger RNA. Its product is annotated as DNA polymerase II subunit B4-like. Gene Ontology annotation, biological process: DNA damage response; heterochromatin formation; leading strand elongation. Lineage: Eukaryota; Viridiplantae; Streptophyta; Magnoliopsida; Zingiberales; Musaceae. Gene Ontology annotation, molecular function: protein heterodimerization activity; chromatin DNA binding. Gene Ontology annotation, cellular component: CHRAC; epsilon DNA polymerase complex. The transcript has 2 exons. Bases 86 to 448 code for a protein of 120 amino acids. The record is from RefSeq and is a predicted model, not a curated record.
GGUUACAGCUCUGCUAUAUAACUUCGAAGCGGGAAGGCGAGAGACGGGAAGAGAGAGAGAGAGAGAGAGAGAGAGAGAGAGAGAUAUGAAGAAGAAGGCGGGAGGAAGUGACGAAGAGGGCGGAUCGGGAUCGGCGAGGCGGGCGAAGGGCUCGGAGACACAGGUGGAUGUGUUGCCGAAGGAGGUCGUGUUGCAGAUGGUGAAGGAUAUGCUCGCUCGUCUGUCCGACGAGCUGGGGGACAAAGAGGAGGUCGUGGUGGAGGACGAUGUGCUCCUCGCAUUCACCGAGAGCACUUGUGCCUUCAUCGACCAUCUAUGCGCCAGGGCAAGGGAUCUUUGCAAGCAAAGUGGGAAGAAGACGGUGGAUGCUGAUCACGUUCUCGACGCCCUCAAGGAUAUCAACUUCCCCCAUUUCGUUCGAGACCUUGAAGCCGCUCUGGAGGGUUAGUCCUUUUUCUUUUGAUGCAAGAUUCAUCCACAUCGUGUUGGGUUCUCCCUCUUUCUAGUUGUCUUCUUAUAUGCGGUUCACCUCAGACUUCUUGCAUGCUCAGCGGUUGAUGGUGGAGAG